AUGCCUUUACCUUCAAAUAUAACUUGUCCUUUUCAUUCAAAUUAAUAGUAUUAUAUUUCAGCAGUUUGUCUAUAUGCAAAUUGUGAACAUCAACCAGCUCUAUGUUUAGCAUGUCAAAAAGACUUUCAUUCAGAUCAUUAAUAAUUUUGUUAUACUUUUUAAGAAAUAGAAGAAAAAACUAAGAAUUUAGAUUCAGUUAUGGAUAUUAAAUAAUCAUAUAUGAUAUUUAAAAAGGAAAUCAUUGAUUUGCUAAAUUUUAUAGGAUUAACAAUUCAGUAAUCAACUUUUUCAUUUUAAUCUCGAUUUCUAUCAUCUGAAUAUAAAUAAGUUAACUAAUAAACAAUUAAUGAACUUGGAAAUGCAUUAAGAAAUACUUAAGAAUAAAUAUCUAAAAGACAUUAAAUCAUAUCUUAUUUCAAUGAAUUUUUAGCUGAAUUUGAAAAAAGAACUAAAUAAUUUACAGGAUAGAUUAAAUAUUAAUAUCCAAAAUAAUAAUAAUAGAAUGUAAAAAAUAUAUAAAGAGAUUAAACAAAAACAAGAUUAGUUAAAAGAAAUUCUGAAAUUAUUAGUAAUUCUAGAUCUAAUAAUACAUCUAAAAUUGAAUUAAGUAAAAUUUCAAGAGCACAAUCAGAUUUCUCUAUUGAUAAUAACUCUAAAUUAAUACAAUAAUUAGAUUUCAAUAAAAUUUUAUUUAGAUUAGAUUUUAAUCAUAUUUAAGGAGAAGCUAAUAUUAUUAAUGAUUAUACUUUAAAAUCUAAAAAUGGCUGUAUUGCAUUAUUAUAUCCUCCUUUAAAUGAUAUAAUCAAUAAUUAUAUUAAAUUAUCAUUUAAAAUCUAAAGAUGUUAAGGAUUAGUUUGUAUAGGUGUUGCUACAAAUACUUAGAAAUGUAGCUUUGCUAAUUUAGAUUCUAGAGGAAGUAUAAAAAUAACAUAAAUUAUAUAUAGAAGUUUACACUAGUUGGAAUUUCUCAGAACAUAAUAAAUAAACUAAUAUUAAAUUUGGAACAUCUGAUACAAUUAUUUGUUAUGUGAAUAAACAUUAGAAAACUGUUGAAUUUUAGAAAAACGAUGUAUUGAUUUGA
Paramecium pentaurelia is the source of this 1081-nucleotide messenger RNA. Lineage: Eukaryota; Ciliophora; Oligohymenophorea; Peniculida; Parameciidae. The record is from the annotation of a GenBank genome assembly.